GCGCGUGAGGAACUCGGCUGAUCCCCCGAAACCCGUGAAUCUGCCUGUCGUUCGUCAAUUCAGUGAAAUUUCGCCAAAAAACCCUCAGAAAAUGAGGAGCCCACAGUUUCUGAUAACCUGGGCGUUUGUGUUCUCAUCGAGUGCACCGAUUCUGUCGACUCUCGGUGGUGAUGCAGUGCCUGUACUCAUCUGGGGUGGAGAUUCACCCGCAUCAGGCUUGAGCCCAGUGAAUCCAUUUCGUAAUACUUCGCAGGAGGAUUUUGAGAAAAUUGUUGCGAGGAAAGUGGGUGGUGCUCAUGCCCUCGCACCUGUUCUCGUCUUCAUGAGGGACAAUUUGUGUGUCGAGGACUUUGUGCAGCACAGGAAGGAUCUGAUGCAGCUGAAGAAGGGAGGCUCCCUGCAGUACUUACCAGCAGUGCAAUCCCCCCUGUCCGUCUUCGAGAACCUCUCGUCGUACAAUCAAUCUGUCGAGGAAGAGCUCGAUACUGUGUCCGAUGGCCAGUUGAUCAUCACGAAAGCCACUGACCUCGACUCGGUCUUCGAGACCUUCAACAUGAUAAAAGAGUCGAGCCCGAACCUGAUCGCAGCUCUGACAGGACGUUCCUGCAGUUACAGUCGGUCUGAGCGUGUCAGGAGGGCCGCUGAGGCCAAGGCUGACAACCAAACCGAGUUCAUCAUCGCAAGGAAUGAGUCCAGGCUGCUUGCUCAUGCUCAACAAGCCCUGUUUCAACAGGGAGAAGAUGGAAAGCUAAUAACUCUGGGUCGCCCCACAACAGUAGAAACAACUGGCAACAAUACCAAAGGAGAGCCAGUUCUCAUAAACACAGUGUUCCAAGACGAAUCAGUGCAGACAAAUCUGAUAUUCCAACUGACCGAAAAAGUCGCUGGCUACUGGUACAUGAGUAGAAUUGAGUUUGUUCACGAGAACAAGUCGACAAUUGGCUUACGAAGCAAAACCGAGAUAGUCUUCCCCAAGGGAUUCUCCUUCCACUGCAGCCCCACCAUUCACUUCACCAACGACACCGAAAAGAUAUCCCUGAAUUUCACAAAUCUCCAGAUUCAAAUGGACGCCAGUAACUUCACUGAGGACUCGUACGACUGCGUUGGCUUCACGUCAAUCCCCAUUUGGUCCGGAAUAUUCGUCACCUUCAUCCUGGCUAUGAUCAUGAUCUGGGGGAUAUCCAUGAUCCUGGACAUUCGCACCAUGGACAGAUUCGAUGAUUCAAAGGGCAAGACCAUUACUGUGUCAGCCCAAGAGUGAGGAAUUUUAUUUAAUGAUUAAAUUUGUUCAUAAAGAAUAUAUAAUUUUCAUGUAAAUAUACAUAUAAGUCUUGUAUAUUUCGAGGCCUGUUGAUUGUUCUCAGUAUUUAUCAUAAAGAAACAAUACUUACAGUUAGUCAUUCCUUCGGUGUGAUUUUUAUUUAAGGAUGAAUAUCGCACGAGAAAUAUUUCACUGAUAAACUCAGUGGAUUUGAUGGGAAAUUCUAUUGAAUUUUCAAACAUUUUCUGCAGGAAUUUUUCGACAUUUUCCAAGUUUUUUCCACUCUAUUUUUCAUCAACUUUCAUUGAAAGAAUGAAACAAAAAACUUGGGAAAAUUGAGCAGAGGAAUUUCUGGAGAAAAUAUCUCAAUAGACUGUUGUGUUGUACAGAAAAAUCGAAUUCUAUUGAUCUCUUCUGUAGAAUAUUUUCCAUUGAUAAAUCCAAUAAAAUUUUCUAGCGAAUUCACUGGGUUUCUCCAUGGAAUUUCUUCGUACGUGUGAAAGAACGAACGCACAUUCAUUCCAUAUAUUUUUUUUUUAAUUGAAGAUUUUUUUCGCUCAAAAAAUUGAUCCACGAGAGAUGUAAUACUUGUGUCCGAUGGAGUAAAUGUCAGUUAUAAACAGGUUAACACAUCGUUGAAGAGACGUAUAUAGCUUUAAGUGUAUCAUGAAUCGAUGAGGGAAUUACAAUAUUAAUUAUGAUGGGGAGUGCUCCAUCUGUCCGGUAACUAGGAAUUUCAUCACGAUUGUGGAGAGAUGUCAUUGAAAAUAAAAGUGUUACUGAAAUAAACGGAUUGAGAGGAUUUGUUGGUAUUGUUAUGGCAUGCACGCACGUAUAUCUGCACCAUGGGCGACGAUGAAUGCCAUUGAGAGGGGAGGGAGAGUUAUUAUUUGUGAGGGGUCUAUUAUCACUGGCGUGAAGGGGGGGAGAGAUCCGUCGGGCUUCAGCUUCAGGAUGUCUCCAUUCAGUCUUAUUUCACUGCAAAAAAUAUAGAUUUUCUCAGAUACACUGAUAAGUUGAUAAAUGGAAAUUGAUAAAUGUCUUUGGAAUCGAGAAGUUGAGAACAAUUUCAGUAGCGAAGUGGUCAAACGGUUUGAGUCCAUUUAGUCUUUAGUUGAGUUUUCCAGAAAUAUUUUCGAAUUUGAGGGAGAUUGCGAAAUUUCCAUAAUAACCUUGUUUAAAACUCGGCAAUAGUUUCCUAUCUAAUGGCACCGGGUUCAACGAAAAUCCUCGAACGACCUCGGGACCCUUCGGGUUCAGUAUCGUAUCGUCUCAAUCUCUGUACAGUCAGUAUUGUCGCAAUCACUCUAUCGAGUACAUCACCGUGAGAUACUGAGCCAAUCAUCUAUUAAUUUCGAGUCGAUUAUCAAUCAUUUUGAGACUGUAAUCAAGUGAAUUAUCAGGAGAAUUAUCAAGUGCAGUGUAGAGACUAUUAUCGAAUUUAAAUUGAGACAAUUCAGCGAACAGUGUACCCUUAAAAAAUUUCUAGACUCGUGGUUUACACCACAAAUAAAAUACAUCACCAAUGGGUUUUUAGUAAA
This is a messenger RNA of Diachasma alloeum, 2802 nucleotides long. RefSeq lists its product as uncharacterized. The transcript has 3 exons. Bases 92 to 1261 code for a protein of 389 amino acids. Lineage: Eukaryota; Metazoa; Arthropoda; Insecta; Hymenoptera; Braconidae. Gene Ontology annotation, cellular component: proton-transporting V-type ATPase complex. The record is from RefSeq and is a predicted model, not a curated record.